Molecule: messenger RNA, 968 nt
Organism: Microcebus murinus (gray mouse lemur)
Lineage: Eukaryota; Metazoa; Chordata; Mammalia; Primates; Cheirogaleidae
Source: RefSeq, a predicted model, not a curated record
CUGAUUUCAUGGAAGACAAUCUUUCCACAGAUGGAGGUGGAGGGGUGGACAGCAGGAGGCGUCAAGGGAGGUGUCCCCGUUUUCCAUUUAGAUCAACACUUCAAAUUCCUGCCAUGGAAAAUUCGGAGAAGACAGAAGUGGUUCUCCUUGCUUGUGGUUCCUUUAAUCCUGUCACCAACAUGCACCUCAGGUUGUUUGAGCUGGCCAAGGACUACCUGAAUGGAACAGGAAAGUACAAAGUUAUCAAAGGCAUAAUUUCUCCUGUUGGUGAUGCGUAUAAUAAGAAAGAGCUCAUCCCUGCCCAUCACCGAGUCAUCAUGGCAGAACUGGCCACUAAGAAUUCAAAAUGGGUGGAAGUGGACACCUGGGAAAGUCUUCAGAAGGAGUGGGUGGAGACUGUUAAGGUGCUAAGGCACCAUCAAGAGAAGCUGGAGGCUAGUAACUGUGACCAGCAGCAGAACUCACCUAUGCUAGAAAGGCCUGGGCGGAAGAGGAAGUGGGCUGAACAAAGACAAGAUUCCAGUCCAAAGAAAUCCCUAGAUCCCCAAACAAAAGGUGUGGCAAAGGUAAGGUUGCUGUUUGGGGCAGAUUUAUUAGAGUCCUUUGGGGUUCCCAAUUUGUGGAAGAGUGAGGAUAUCGCCCAGAUUGUCGCAGACUACGGGCUCAUCUGUAUCACUCGGGCCGGAAGUGACGCUCAGAAGUUCAUCUACGAAUCUGAUGUGCUGUGGAAACACCGGAGCAACAUCCACCUGGUGAACGAAUGGAUCACCAAUGACAUCUCGUCCACAAAGAUCCGGAGAGCCUCAGAAGGGCCCAGAGCAUUCGCUACUUAGUACCAGACCUUGUCCAGGAGUAUAUCAAAAAGCAUGAUUUGUAUAGCUCCGAGAGUGAAGACAGGAAUGUUUAGGUCAUCCUAGCUCCUUUGCAGAGAAAUACUGCAAAAGCUAAGGCAUAGGAAUUCUUAUCGU